UCCAAUCGCGCCAUUUCCUAGAGAAAGUAUGAGCCACUCCCGCCGGCUACCAGUAGUGUACUUGGUGGUGGUCUUUACCAUUUCCGCCGCCGCAACUCCUUGCCUAUCCGACGAAAUUGAGCGACGGCUCUCCAGCAGCGACGGCAAUCUCAUCCCAAUUCGUAGAGAGGUUUACGGCAAUGGCCGAAUCUUCGACAUCACUCACCGCUACUCCCCGGAGACGCCCUGCUGGGACUACAAGGAAACCGGGCUCGGCCAGUUCGUCUGGCUCAUCAUCACCAUGAAGAACGGCUCAAUCGCCAAUUUCUCCCAGUUUAAGCUCCCGAAUCAUGCCGGCACCCACGUCGACGCUCCUGGUCACAUGUUCGAUCACUACUUCGAUGCCGGUUUCGAUGUCGAUACGCUCGACUUGGGAGUGCUUAAUGGCCCUGCAUUGUUGGUGGACGUACCAAGAGACAAAAAUAUAACAGCUGAAGUUAUGAAGUCCUUGGAUAUUCCCAAAGGCACAAUUCGUGUGUUGUUCAGGACACUAAAUACCGACAGGAAGCUCAUGUUUAAAAAGGAAUAUGACACAAGCUAUACUGGAUUCCUAAAGGACGGGGCAAAAUGGUUGGUGGAUAAUACUGACAUCAAACUUGUUGGGAUUGAUUACUUGUCAGUUGCAGCCGAUGAUGAUCUGGUUCCAGCUCACCUUGAGUUUCUAGAAAGCAGAGAAAUCAUUCUGGUGGAAGGCCUAAAACUGGGCGACGUUGAGGUGGGACUAUACUCGGUUCAUUGCUUGCCCCUGAGGUUGCUCGGAGCGGAGGGAUCGCCCAUACGAUGCAUUCUGAUCAAAUAAAAACCAUCUAUUAAAUCCUAAUAGGUGGCCACAUAGUAUCAAGUAUUUAUAAACAUGUUUAUGGAAGUCUGAAAGGUUUCGUUAUCAAACAAAUUUGAUGGUGUGAUGCUCGAAUCGAUACCACAUCCGAAUGAAAUGGAUCCUGAGACCAUGGAAGAAUGUUUUAAGACUUAAAAGAAUGGAUAGUUACUACCUGUACUAACAAGGUGCACUCUUCUUUUCGGUAAUUCAAUCGUAAAAACUCCAAAAUUCAACGUGUUUGACUUGGAACCAUAUGAGGUUGGGUGACCCUCUAGUUGCUUUACUAUGAAACAUGAAGCACGUGAGUGAGGAUAAAGCAUGAUGAAGGGACAUCUAGAUUCCGAAUCUGGGCUUGGGACGUUACAGAUGUCCAAUAGCAUGGUGGAGGUAAAGAAAUAUCCUAGAUGCUAUCUAAUUCUUACCCGGCCAUAGAAAUAACUAAUUUUUAGAACUUGAGAAUAGAUACUGACUAAUAACAUCAAAAUAUUAGUUAAAUGGUCCUAAA
This is a messenger RNA of Momordica charantia (bitter melon), 1364 nucleotides long. NCBI's taxonomy places the organism in Eukaryota, Viridiplantae, Streptophyta, Magnoliopsida, Cucurbitales, Cucurbitaceae. The record is from RefSeq and is a predicted model, not a curated record.